AUGGCCCAUCUUAUAGCGUCGUCACCGUUGUCAUCGCCUCCACCAGAUCAAUCAUUUUCCAAACUAACAACAGGAUCAGAUAUCAAUCGAAUAUACCGAAGUAGGAAAGACCUACCGUUUGAGUUGGCCCAACACGUGCAAACAUACUACGAAGAGAGUCUCUUCACCCAGGCAUACACCUUUCUCCUCUCCAUUACUGGAAACAGUAUUUCCCCAGUGAACCGAGCAGCACCCGUCACUAUUCCAUCAGCACCUCAUCUCGCUCUCGCAGCCACUGUGUCCGUGCAUCCUACCUUCACGACUCGAACUGCAUCGCGUGAGAAAUGGGAACAGGCAAACCUCGCCGUUCGAUUACUACGCCUGGUCAACCAGACGGUUGGUCCUGUGAAUGGGAAUCUACUUGCUGCCUUUUCCUUUCAGAGAAAUGAUUCCAGAUCCUCGCGACGGACCCAUUUCGAAGAUAACGACGAGGACGAGUAUGAUGGGAGGCGAAGUACGGAUCCUCUCUCACAGGACCUGAACACCUCGUACGCCGGCUCUCAGGGUUUAUGGACACGUGCGGACGAUUUUUGGCAUGUCGUAGGCUGGGCAUUCAAUUGUGCAUGCGUUUCAGGGAUUCACGCCCAACGAUGGCGCCGCUAUCAAGUCCUAUUGGAAUAUCUCCUCGAUGUGCUCGAGACAGACUGGCGGUUACGAGAGCAGUCGAACUCGGCCGAGGAGAGCCUGAUGUGGCACUACGUGGAAUUGGCAGCUGGAGGGCACGCGCGGGAACGACGGAUUCUGCGCGCCGUCUUCGCUGAUGGGUCGACGCGGUCAAUGAACGAGUUCCGUCCAAUUUUCGCCAAUGAGCUGAAGGAGCCGCCGGCGGAUAAUCUGAAGGAAGGGGGCGGCGUCAAGAAGCGAGAGGUGGACGUCAAUUUCGAGCAGGACAUCUUCGGAGACUACCUGAUGCAAGACGAUUCAGACACGUCGGACGAAGCAGACUCAUCAGCACGUGGGCCUGGCCGACCGCCGACGAAACGCAACCGCACUCGCACGCCAUCCUCCCGUCGCCUCACACCGCGAAACAGCAACGGCAGCCUCCGCAGCGACCACGACACCGGCGGCGAGGUCUUUCCCAGCGCAGCGGCCAAACUCGCGGCGCAAAAAGUAUCGUCCACGCUCUCCACCACGACCCUCGGCGACCACGCCUCACUAAACCUCCGCCUCCGCCUCCUCAACCUCCUAACCCACAUCUCCACCCAUCCAACCCUAACCGCCACCUCCCCCACCACAUUCCCAGACCCGGAAGACCUCUUCACGCUCUUCGUCGAAUUCAUCAAGCCGCUCCCCCUCCCGACCUUCACCUACUUCAUCCUACCGACGCCGUCACUCACGACCCCACUCCUCACACUCCAGACAAGCAUGACCCUCUGCGAAUUCGUGCUGCAGCGCCUGCUCGAACCCUCGGCACCCUCCAUCCGCUCCCACGUGCUGCUCUCCCAGCAGAAACUCGAGACCGAGUAUCUCCCCUUCGCGGCCGCGCGCAAUACCGCCGACGCGAACGCCCGCGUCAGCGUGCUGCUCGAGUGCUUGACGCGGUGUUUGGUGCAGGUCAACCACGGGAGGCUGAGUGGUGAGGAAGGCGUGUUGGGAAGGGCGGUGCAGGCCGGUGUUGUGAAGCGGUUGGGACGGGUUGCCGACGUCGAGUUCCAUGCUAGUGCUAAUGGCGCUGGUGCUGGAGGUGCGGCGGCGCCAAAGAGGAAGGUCAAGGGGGUAACUGCUGGUGGUGCGGGAGAGAGUGCUCAUGACGAGGCCUGGGCUUGCUUGGUCGAGAGUGGUGUUCGAAUCGCGGACGUCGUGCGGAAUGCUGCUGCGCUGACUUCUGCUUCGACGACUGUAUAG
Molecule: messenger RNA, 1884 nt
Organism: Exophiala bonariae
Lineage: Eukaryota; Fungi; Ascomycota; Eurotiomycetes; Chaetothyriales; Herpotrichiellaceae
Exons: 1
Coding region: 1-1884 (627 amino acids)
Source: RefSeq, a predicted model, not a curated record